AUGUCACCAUCACCGCCUCGAGCCCGAGCAUCUCGGAGCUGCGGUAACUGUCGAGCCGUCAAACGACGUUGCGAUAAGCAGUCCCCGCAAUGCGGCCAGUGCAUUCGCACCAAGGAAACAUGCCAGGGAUACCGAGAUGAGUGGGACCUAGUCUUCCGAGACCAGACAAGCCAUACCAUCAAGCGGUCCAAGAAGAGUCCACGAGGAAAUGAUACAAUCUCGACCGAGCUUACUACAACUCCUACUACGACCCACUCCCACUCACCUCGUUCACCUCCACCUGCCCGUGGCCCAGACCCCAAUCUGGAUGACAUAGGCGUGAACUAUUUCCUCCAGGACUUCGUGGCGGGCGGCCGUGUCCCGACACGCGGUUAUCUCAACUAUAUUCCGAACGUAUACAGCUCCGAUUCCGAGCAUCCAACUCUCAUCGCCAGUAUGGCAGCCGUAGGCCUCGUCGCACUAGCAACUCGACAGCCCGAGCUCGCCGCCCACGCGCGCGCCAAAUACUCCGAAGCAAUCCGCCACGUGAACAAUGCCAUCGCCUCGCCGACCGAGUCCGUCAAGGAUAGUACUUUGAUGUCGGUAAUCUCGCUCGGUGUCUUCGAGCACGUGUCGAAUUUCGAAUCCUGGGUUCGACAUGUUAAAGGUGCUGCCUCUUUGGUGAUUGCGAGGGGUAAAUCUCAAUUCUCUAGUAGGGUGUCGAUUUUGAUGUUUAACCAGGUGCGCGCGGACAUGUGUGCUGCUUGUAUUCAAAGUAUACAGCCAUUCCCGGAUGAUAUGCGCGAGCUACAGGACGAAGCAACCAAGUAUACCGAACCGACCGAUGCGUUCUGGAUACUUGGCAUUCUGAGCUCGCGCUGUGCAACGCUGUUCGCGCGCGUGGUGGCGAAGAAUAAGGGCGCUGCUCUGACCAUCUCUUGGUCUGACUUUUUAGAAGAGUCGAUUGCGCUUCAGGCGGGAUUCAAGACCGCCGCUGCCAUCCUCGCUGUGCAACAGCCAUACACAUCGAUUCAAGAGCCCAAAGGUAGCUCGGCGUUUAUUUCCUUUAGGGGGGAGGUAUGA
Messenger RNA from Penicillium cosmopolitanum, 1062 nucleotides. RefSeq names its product Zn(II)2Cys6 transcription factor domain-containing protein. Bases 1 to 1062 code for a protein of 353 amino acids. Gene Ontology annotation, molecular function: DNA-binding transcription factor activity, RNA polymerase II-specific; zinc ion binding. The transcript is spliced from 2 exons. Gene Ontology annotation, biological process: regulation of DNA-templated transcription. The record is from RefSeq and is a predicted model, not a curated record. Lineage: Eukaryota; Fungi; Ascomycota; Eurotiomycetes; Eurotiales; Aspergillaceae.